Papilio polytes (common Mormon) is the source of this 1403-nucleotide messenger RNA. RefSeq names its product microtubule-associated proteins 1A/1B light chain 3B-like. Gene Ontology annotation, biological process: macroautophagy; autophagy of mitochondrion; cellular response to nitrogen starvation. The record is from RefSeq and is a predicted model, not a curated record. Gene Ontology annotation, molecular function: ubiquitin protein ligase binding. NCBI's taxonomy places the organism in Eukaryota, Metazoa, Arthropoda, Insecta, Lepidoptera, Papilionidae. The transcript has 8 exons. Bases 337 to 975 code for a protein of 212 amino acids. Gene Ontology annotation, cellular component: autophagosome; autophagosome membrane; cytosol.
CUUUUUAUUUUAUUUCUCAGUUAAGAAUAGCUUAAAGGCUUCUUCUCAUAUCUUUCUACCUGCGUCCGAACCCUCUAAUAUCGGUCCAACCGUAUUCAAGAUGAGCUGUGACAUUCGGACAAACAGAAGAAAAAAAACUAUUUAGAUUUUAAUUGUGUAUUACUUUAAAAACAAUUAUUUACUGAUGGUGUUUAAUUAUUAAUUAACACAUAGUAUUUAGCAUUUGACAGUUCUAAUGGCAGUAUAACCUAUAUUUUUCUACGACUAUUAAAAAGAAACCAAGGCGAAGAAGGAAUACGCCACACGACAUGCUUACUAACAAGAAAAGAAGAAGUAAUGGCUAUAAAAAAUAAAUUUCCUACCAAAAUACCGUUAAUCGUCGAAAGAUCACACAAAGAAAGAAAUUUGCCCGCGCUAGACAAAACCAAAUUCCUCGUACCAGAAGAUAUUACAAUGUCACAAUUCCUAGUCAUUAUAAGAAACAGAAUAAGGAUUAAACCGAAUCAGGCACUCUACUUGAUAAUCAACAACAGAUCAAUGCUUAGUAUGAGCCUGACUAUGGCCCAGGCUUACGAGAACUUUGGAGACGAAGACGGCUUCCUUUACAUCACGUACGCCUCGCAAGAAGUUUUCGGAUAUCACGACGAUAUGACGGGACCGAGUCAGGAAGUUGAGGCGAUAAGACAUCGCUUCCCAAAUAAGAUACCGUUGUACGUGGAGCGAUAUUCUCAUGAGAAGGAGGUGCCCGCGCUCGGCAGGAACAAGUUCCUGGUGCCGCAAGAACUCACCAUGUCUCAGUUCCUUUAUAUUAUUCGAACAAAGAUGAAGUUGAGGGAUUCACAGGCGUUAUAUCUAUUGGUGAACGACAAAGUGCUGGUAAGCCACAGCAUGACGAUGGCGCAGGCGUACCAGCAGUUCCGUGGCAACGAUGGCUUCCUCCGCAUCACAUACGCCGCUCAACAAGUAUUUGGUUGAUAAUGUAAAUCGUUCGAUCCAGUUCAGUGGUAAUACUGGUGUUUCCUAACGCUAAUGAAGACUGAUAGUAUUUUAUAUUGUGUUUUAAGUUUAGGGUUUAGUAUUUUUAAACAAUGACACACCAUUCAAUCCGUGCUGCGAGAAUGUGAACAUAUUUCUUUGAAGACAGACCUCGUAGUUUUACAAUACUUAAAUAUAUAAGCUUUUUUUAUAAAAAUCAAUGUAAAAUGUAUUUAAAUAAGCCAUCAAGAUCAGAGUAUCUUAUAUUAGUAUGUAGUGAAUAGGGCUUCCGAAAAUAUUACAUAAAUAAAUGCAUUUAAAAUGAAGUAAAACGUAUGAUUUUAUAUUAUUUUUGUCUACUAAAGCUUAUAGUGAUGUAUGUUCUUGAAUUUUUUUUUUAAUUUAUAAAGGCCUAUUUACUCUGAAUA